GUGGCUUUUGUUUCUGGUCGGUGGUGAGUGGUCUGAUUGACUGAAAGAGGGGUGGACGAAAACUGAAAAGUUGGAUUAUUGUGAUCUUGAUUUUCUGUGAUUAUCAAUUUGGUUAACGUAAAGUUGAUUUUAAGUAAAUAAAAUAGUUAUUAACAAAUAAGCUCGCGACUUGAUUUGACUAUUCUUCUGGAUUUAUUUUCAUUCGAUCGUUAACUGACAUGAUGCGACGUGGAAAUAAUAGGGGCCGCGGGGGCAAUUUCGGCGGCCCAGGGAAUCCCAGGGGCGGCGGCGGAGCCCGAGGCGGCGGGAAUGCCGACGGGCCUCUUUUAACGAACCAUUUACGUGACUUGGACAUGGAACUGGACCUACUUAAACGCAAAAGGGAAAUCUUUGAGCAGGAACAGAUCAUGUUGGAUAGAAUGGCCAACAACACCAGUAACUACUCGUCUGGCAACAGUACCCAAUAUCCCAGUAGUAGUAAUCAUUACCCGCCUAACACUAAUUACUCCAAUAAUUCUAAUAGGAGGCAGUAUGAUAACAAGCAACCCUUUAACACCUAUAACCAACAGGGCAGUUAUAAUCAACAGGGUGGUUAUAAUGAACAGGGCAGUUAUAACCAACAGGGCACCUAUAAUCAACAAGGCAGUGAAGAAUUUAAUUUCGCUAACGUUUCUUCUUCAUAUCAGCCUGGUCCUAGGCCUUCUAACUUUACUUCUAAGCCACAGGGCUUCAAACGUCAAGCUGGGCAAGUUUGGCAAAAUCCAAACCCCACUCCCCCCAAACGUUUCAAUGCGCCUCAGAGCAUUAAUCCCUCUCCGAAACGUUUCAAUGCGCCAAGCAUUAAUCCCUGGCAGAACCCAAACGCCAGGCAGGCAGAAUUUAGAGCCGUAAAUCAAAAUCCUCCACAACCCAAGAACUUCUCUGCCCAAACCAGGGCCCUUAUGGCACAAAAACCUGGCAUCGGCCAGCGAAUCAAGAACAAAUAUAAUCCGCCACCUGAACGUAAAAAUUUCAAGCCUAACAAAGUGUUCAAACCCAACCAAAAGCCUGUAGCAAAAGCCCCUGUCUACCGCCCGUCUGUUGAAACGAAAAAGUUGAUCGAGGAGACCAAUAAGUUAAUUGCGCAUACCAACAAGUUAGUCGGGCAAUCCGCUAAGCCCAAAGGGCGAAACCCUCCAUCACAAGCGCAAAACCCUUCUCCAAAAGUAACAAAUAAUCAACCAAGAUCGCAAAAUAAAUACACGAAGAAACUGUCGUUGGACCAGGAUAAUAUUCUUCGUCCCUACAGGCAGCCGUCUGUGCAAGUAAAAGGUCGGCUGGAGUUAGCUGUGGGCAUGAUCAUGAAAUCAAUCAAAGAGCUAUGCCCUGAUGAGGGAACCCUCGACUAUUUCAAUAUCCCCUUCAUGCAGCGUGUCAUUAAGCACACCCUGCGCGGACGCAUACGAGACGUCAUGAUGAACAAACCCGUCGUCAAUCUCAAGGACAUUGUCGAUAAAUACCGCGAGAAAUAUCCCCUAGUGACUGACCUUGAGCUGAUGAAAAUAGCCCAAGACGCGCAUGAAUAUAAUAACAACCAACGGGUUAAGCAUCUUAUCGAAGCAGAUAACCCAGAACAGUUUUUCAAGAAGAACAUAGGUAAAGUCCUGCAUAACAAAUUCUGCGACAUGUUUGAUGAUCUCCAGAAAUUGUAUGAGAAAAAAGAUACAAUCAAUGUUGAAGAGUUGGCCGAGAGUUUCCUUCCUGCUCCUAAAGAAAAUAAUAAUAAAGAUACACCCGAGGGUAAUGAAAAUGGAGUAAAAGAUUUAAGUGGAGAAAUUGAUACAAGUGGGGAAAAGGAUACCCAGGAAGAGAUGGAUUCUACUUGGGAAGGAGAUACAAGCGGAGUAGAAGAUAUAGAUGGGGAAAAAGUUACAGAUGGAGCCGAAAAUAAAGAUGGAACAGAAGAUGCAAAUAAAAUUACAAGUGAUGAAAAAGAACAAGACACAGAUGAUAAUGCUGUUGUGGAAAAAGACAAAUCUGAUAAAAAUACAGAACACACAGCAACCAGCAGCAAGGAUAUAAAAAGUAUUGAAUGUAAAUCUGAGAAGAGUAAGAAAUAUCUAGAAUUUAUGGAGAAACUUAUUGAACAGAAAUUGCCAUUAGCAUUGUGUAGAUUCAAAGAAGAAUUCUUGUAUAUCUUGUGUCUCGACAAAGAAUUUGUGAGGAUGAAAGCUUUGAUUGAUCUGGAGACGAAAUUGAAGUUGCGUAAAUCAGCGGAAAGCGUCAUAAUAUUAGAUGAUGAUGAGGAAACCAGGGCCAAAUCAAAUCCUGCAACUCCUACAAAGUCUGCAACAGCUGGGAAACCUGCAACACCAGCAGCCACAUCGAAACCCGCAGCAACAGCCUCAAAAUCAGCAGCACCAUCACCUUCAUCUGCAAAACCUGUGGUAGCUCCAACUACACCUGCUAAAUCUGCAGCAACAGCUGCAAAACCUGUGGCACCAUCAACUACGCCAAAACCUGUGGCACCAUCAACUACGCCAAAACCUGCAACUCCAACUCAAGCUGCAAAACCUGCAACACCAAAACCAGCAGCUUCAUCAACAGCUGCAAAACCUGCAACACCUGUGAAACCAGCAACCACAACUACAGCUGCAAAAUCUGCAACACCUGUGAAACCAGCAGCCACAGCUACACCUGUAAAACCUUCAACAGCUGCUGGAAAACCUGCAGCACCUCCCAAAGCAGAUGAGAAUAGUGGCCCUACCACACCUAAGACGCCAGCUUCUAAGAAUAUACAAUAUGUUAAGCUGAUUGGUCGUCCAGCAUUACCUGCCAGAGCUGUCAUCUACGAGUUCUUGAACCAGUUCAGCCCGACUUCAAUCAAGAAGCAUAAGAGCAUCAGCAACCUCCUGGUCAUAGGGUUUACUGAUAAGGAAGGAUUUGAUAAGAUUUUGACUGCUAACGAGUCUGUUGUCGGUGACGCUACAAUCACUAUAAAAGCGAGCGAGCAAGUAAGUACUCCAGUACAUAACAAAACACCUCAACAAGGAAAUAAAACCCCAGCUCAUAACAAAGAAAAUGAGCUAAAUAAGACAAAUGACCAAGAAAAUGACAAAAAUGAUGAAACACCUGCUCAAACAGAUCCAAACAAAGGUAUCACUCAAACUAAUGAAAACAUAUUGAACUCAUCAGCAGAUGAUAUAAUACCUAUAGACUUGGAUUCUCAAAUCUCUGAUUUACUCUCAUCGAUAAGAAAAGCUGACGAGGAAGAGAAAAAUGAUCCAAAUGUACCAGAUGAACCAAAAGAUGUAGAGGUAAUGGAUACCACAAAUAUUGAUGAAGUUGAUUUGACAAAGGAAGAAGAAACUGAUAAAAAUGAAAAGGAAGAAUCUGAUAACAAUAAAGAAACAGUUGAAGAAAUUGAAGAAGUUGAUGCCGAAGAAUCUACUACUGAGGAUAAAGGAGAUGAUGCAAAAGAAUCUACUACUGAAGAUAAAGAAGAUGAUGCAAAAGAAUCUAUUACUGAAGAUUCUAAUACAGUAACAAUAGAUUUAGACACAAUCAUGGAAGACGACGAAGAGACGACAAAAGCGGGAAACAUAAAAGCAAAAGCGGUUGAGGAAGUGGCUAAGACUGCAAAAGAAUCUGGUAGAGCUACGCCUACUAGAUCUUCCUCUCGCUUAGCUAAUGUUACUCCUAGUACUAUAAAAACUAGACGCGCAAGCAGAUUGGCAAAUAAUAAUUAAUAUGACCCUUUGUUAAAUACUGGUUAUUGUGCUGGUCUUGUGCAGUACAUCAGAAUUCAUCACAAUCGUUAAAAUGCCCUCAAAUAUAUAAUGGAGUUUUAGUAUCAGCAAUUAAAAUAUAAUUGUUAAUAAGACAUAAUUUUCAUUUUCAUGACUAGUAUUAAUAUUAAUUUUAUUUAAAAAAUAGCUUGUUAUUGACAAGUUCUUAUAUUUUACUGUCUUAUCCAGUACCUACCUUUAAUAAAUUAAAAUGUAAAAAUAUU
Molecule: messenger RNA, 3991 nt
Organism: Maniola jurtina (meadow brown)
Lineage: Eukaryota; Metazoa; Arthropoda; Insecta; Lepidoptera; Nymphalidae
Product: proteoglycan 4-like
Exons: 8
Coding region: 219-3728 (1169 amino acids)
Source: RefSeq, a predicted model, not a curated record